Paramecium octaurelia is the source of this 1200-nucleotide messenger RNA. The record is from the annotation of a GenBank genome assembly. Lineage: Eukaryota; Ciliophora; Oligohymenophorea; Peniculida; Parameciidae.
AUGUAACAAGAUAACAAUUAAAGAGAAUUUAAAAUACUAAUAGGUUUUACAGGUUCAGUGGCUUCUAUUAAGGCUGAACAAUUGAUUAGUGACAUUUAAAAGAAAUUCAAAGAGUUCAAUUAUUCAACCAAGAUCAGAAUUAUUACAACUCAUAAUGCUUAAAAAUUCAUGAAUCCUUAAAUUGAUGGAAUUGAGCAUUUCUCUGAUGAGGAUGAAUUUAAAACAUGGAAAUAAAGAAAUGACCCAGUAUUACAUAUUGAAUUGAGAAAAUGGGCAGAUUGUUUACUGAUAGCUCCUCUAUCAGCCAAUACUAUGGCUAAGAUAGCUAAUGGUUUAUGUGAUAAUUUAUUAACAAAUGUUGCUAGAGCAUGGGAUUACAAUAAACCAAUGAUUUUAGCUCCUGCAAUGAAUACUAUGAUGUAUGAGAAUCCAAUCACAGAAAAACAAAUCAAUAAACUAAAAAAGAUCGGUGCAUUUAUAAUAGAUUCAAUCUCUAAGAUCUUGAUCUGUGGUGAUAUUGGAAAGGGUGCAAUGGAAGAGACAAAUAACAUAUCAACCAUAGUCUAUCAACGAUUAGUCUCUAAGACUUGAAUUUAAUAUUAUAUUUAUAUGUAAUAAUGUUUUAUUUAGAAUGAAUUUGAUGCUGAAGAUGUGAGUCCUUGGCAAGAAUUGAAUUUAUCCCCUUAGUCUAUUCUUUAAAAGUAGUAUCAAUAAUAGAGAAGUUCAACCAUUUAUUCUGGCAAGGAUGAUAAGCAGAAAAUAAUUAAUACUAAAACAACUUUUUCUAAAUUAACUAAACAUACAGCAACCACUACAACAGCAACUGAAUUUCCUAUUAGAUGUCUAAGGAAUAGAGUUAAGAGUAUAGAUUAGACAUAGAAAUAAUUUCUGAAAGCAACUCCCGUAAAAUAAUAUUGUGACUUUAAACUGUCAAAAGAGAUGUUGAUGUAUAGAAAUACUGCUGAUUUCCCUAAACAAACCUUGCCUCGCAAUUUCUUAUCAUUCUAAAGACUAAAGAAAUCUUAUAGCAGAAAAAAAACUAUUCACUCCUAAGAACUAAAUCCACAAUUAUUAUAGCUUUAGAUGUAAAUGAAAAAAAUGGAAGAAUAAGUGUAAUAAUAAAAGAAAUCGUCAUGGGAAAUUGGUGCUCGAAGAUUGUCAAAUCCCAAAUUUUAAACAUUUUUAAGUACUUAAGUUUGA